AUGGCGAUUCUUUGUUCUGACCCCUUCGGCGUGACCUAUUUCGGCAAGCCUGCCGGCCGCCUAGUCAUCAACUUCAUUGUUCAAGCCGUAGGGCUGCCGUUGCUGAGCCCCUACCUGCAGUCCGUCGGCUCCGACUUCCGGCACAGCGCCAACUUCGCCACACUGGCCUCCACUGCGCUGCUGCCCAACACGUCCGUCUUCGUCACCGGGAUCCAGCUCCGACAGAUGAAGAAGCUCGGCAACUGAGUGCUCACCUCCGGCCGCAGCAGUGGUACAAAUCUCUCGGGGCAACUUCCCCUGCCCGAUGUUCUCGGCAAUUCCUUGUACACCACUAACAUUAUGCAGAAUGAUUUCACCUCCAACCUAGCAUCCCAGGGCAUCAACGCCGUCAAGCAAAUUCCAGUUAUCGCCCAGAUCUCAGGAACAAUAAUGGACUUGUACAGAAUUGGGACUCACAACAUCAUGGUGCUCAACAUGGCCUACCCAGCCUUCCUUGUGAGGCUUCCGCAUAACAGCAACGACCUGGAUGAGUAUGGCUGUAUGUAUGGCAAGUCAAUCGCACAGUUGUUUACACAACAGCCUGCGUUGAUUUUGUACGUCAACGAACAUUCAGUCAUGCCCGAGCUGUUCCAGCAUCCAGAAGCUCAUAGUAAGCUGAAGUAUGGGACCAAGGCUUGCUGCAGAUACGGCAAUGGAGCUUACAAUUUUAAUCCAGAUGUUUACUGUGGUAACAGCAAGGUUUUGAAUAGCAACCUUGUAAGUGCAACGACCUGCAGAGACCCACAGAACUAUGUGAGCUGGGACGGAAUCCAUGUCACAGAAGCUUCAAACAAGCUCAUGUCCACCGCAGUGAUGAAUGGCUCAUACUCAUAUCCACCUUCUGAUCUUCCCAAACUUGGCCAGCCUGCCGUAGCCCGCAGCCCAUGGGUUGUUCAAAGCACUAGCCAGAAAUAG
This is a messenger RNA of Brachypodium distachyon (stiff brome), 954 nucleotides long. RefSeq names its product GDSL esterase/lipase At4g01130. The record is from RefSeq and is a predicted model, not a curated record. Lineage: Eukaryota; Viridiplantae; Streptophyta; Magnoliopsida; Poales; Poaceae. Gene Ontology annotation, molecular function: hydrolase activity, acting on ester bonds.